AUGGACUUUGUGUGUCUAAUACAAGUAAGACUAGAAGGUCGCGAUAGACCGGUUCACGUCGAAUACACACAGGGCACUUCAGUACAAGCAGUUCUGGAACGGGCUUGUAGAACUUUAGGAAUAUAUGAUUCGUGGAACUAUGCUCUCUACAGUUUACUGUUCAAGAGUUGGUUAUGCGAUUCACAUCUAUUAUCAUCGUAUCCAGCUGAGGAUACGUUAAUAGUUCGAAAAAAGACACCACAGUAUUUGGAAUUAACGUAUAAUGAGGAAAAUCCAAAAAAGCGCUCAAUGUCAACAACAUCACUAAGUCCCAACAUCCAACCCGCAAAACGACGCGGAAUAUUCAGUCAAAAAACAUGCUUGAAAACACGAUUUCAACAAGAAACAAUCUAUCUCUCUGCGAUUCUAUUCACAAGCGACAGCAAAAUACUGAUAACAUCCGGAUCGAGAAUGUUUCCCACAGUAGAAGUGAUCCGUGAUCAACAAAGAUUUGGAAACUUUGAGACAGACUGUGAGGAGUUCUCUCUUGUACUUCGUACGUCGUUGGAUUGGGCGACAUCCACGGAUUUUGAUAAAGAUGAAAAUAUUAGCGAUACGGAUUCUAUACAUUCUGCGCAUUCGAAUACCAACUCUAUAUGGGCACGCGCAUUUGGCCAAGCUGUUGUGAAACUGAAGAAUGAGUUAUCAUUAGACACACUGGGCACGUUAUAUGAACAUGUAGUCCCGAUGUCCUUGUCAAAAUCAAAAUUUAUUGUCACCAUGCAACAUAUUCCACAGCAAUUCAAGGAUGACAUUGCCCCGGAUUUGAUCAAAUCCGGAACACUAAAAUGGAAAAAUUUUGACGAGACAAAUUCAAUCUAUGCAAAAGAAGGACAAUCCGUCUGGAUAAAUUACAUUGAAAAGUGGUGUUCACGACAAUCGAAACUAUCACCCGGUUUAUACCUCGGAGUACUGUACACCGAAAGCACACUCCAAGGAAUUCGAGUAUUGGUCCCUCAAGACCGUAAACAAUUCAUCCCACUGGAAAAAAUUCGUGACGAUGCAAAUAUCACGCCGGAAGAAGCGUCGUGGGUGAAAUCGCUGACUUGUCUAAGUCCCGAUUGUUUUAUGGAUUUGGUGGAGGCUGCGGCUGAUGAUCAUAAUGACCACCACCCGUCGUCUUCUCACGUAUCGUCGCCAUCGACUAUUUUUGGCAGAUUCCAGACGUCGUUCAUGGAUUCGUAUCAUAAGUUGCAGCUGGACACGAAUCUUACGUGGGACUCGCACGAUAUUUAUGGCGAGCAGACGGUCGAUAUUUAUUUGGAUUUGCAGAAUAAUCAAAUGUUUACGAUGAUGGGUGAACUUGAUGAUCAUAUCGAGGGACAAACUGUGAGUGCGUCGGCUUUUAAUGCUGAAAGUCCUCUUACUGACGUUCCCCAGUUACAUUCUUCACCAUCAUUGAGAAAUGAAAAAUUAUCAAGAUUAUCAAGAAGAAAAUCAUCGUUUUUCACGCCUACAAGUGAAAAAAGAAAAACAGCACCGGCUAUUUUGGCACAUGCAAAAAUUCCGUCGUUUUCUGAUGCUCCUCCGUUACCCGAUGUACAUUUUAUUUCUCUUGCUAAUAAUGAACAACAGCCACCAAUAGUUCAAAAAGAAGAUAUAAUUAAAAAUGAAGAAUCAGCUUCAUCACAAGAUCAAAUGGAGCAAGAACAAAAUAAUGAAGAUAAUAGUGAUAAUGAUGAAGCAAUUGCUGCUAACGUAAUUUCAAUAACUCCUGCUGCAGUCACACAAGAAAACAUUAAAGCUAUCAACGAAUCAUCUGGCCAAGACAGCAGUACAACCUCGAAUUCAAACGAAGAUGAAGUUGUAACUGCGUUAGAAGAAGGAUCAACCGGGGAAAUGGAAGUUGAAGCACCAGAACCUCGACCUAAAGAGGAAGAAGACGAAAUCAAUUCAGUAAUAAAAUCUUCCGAUUCAACAGGCGGCGCUACAUCUGUAGCCGGUGAAACAACCUCUACAGCAGUAGCAAGCACAGUCAACGGAUCAUUCAACACUGCAGCAAACUCGAUGAAACCAUUCAUCCGCGUAAUCCUCAUAGUCAAACCGAUGCGACAACCCCACCAAACCCGCGAACCAUACCGUUCCGGUCUCUGUAUUCUUUACCCAUUUCACUUAUUCGACGCGCUCCAACACGCCACAUUUAAUGCAUGCCUAUACGCUUCUUCCCGCCGCGCAAUGCAAAUCCUUCAAGCCUCAAAAGUCUAUUUCACACAAGACCUCGUGCGGUAUUUACAGCGUCUAGAUAAUUUCUGCGAAGUGACUGAACAGAACGUCGAGGACUACUUUUUUGACUCGGAAGAUUUCCAGAAUGCCCCGGAGGAGGUGAAGAAGAUACAACAAGCGUUGGAGAUUAUCAGGGAUGAGAUUAAUGGGUUGAAGGCGCAGUGGAAUGCUGUGUCAUGGUCGAUGACGGUUAUUGAGUGGGAUCGGCAACGGACUAUGCAGUCGUAUAGUUUUGGCGCGAGACCUAGUGUGCAUUCGUCGACGAGUGGUGGUAGUAAUGGAAAAUUUAGUGUUGGUGGAAAUGGUAACGGAAAUCGUGCUGCAUCGGUUUAUAAUAUGAAAGCUGACGAGUCAAAUGAUUCGGAUAGUACGAGUAUGUCGACAAUAAGACCUUCUGAUACAGCUGCGCAAAUUGAAUUUUUACGUGAUAUGAUGUUACACGCUCCAGAUCGUGCAUGGCAACACAUACGCACGAUCGGAGCACCAAUACCAAUAGUCAAUGCCGACGGGACAAGUUCACGUCCAAACAAUCUUGGCAGAUCAUUGUCCUCUUCUUCAUCAGGAAACACAUCAACAAGACCUCGCCCUCCAAUAGGCCCAUUACUAACACAAUUCUUUGCCACGUCCUCCGCCAUAAAUUCUCUUUCAUCCAACUCAACGACACCAAUAGUUAAUCGCUCAUCUCCUUCAUCAUCUAUUGACGGCUCCUCUGAAUUCCCGCCAAUACAAAGACGCCAACGAUCGUCAUCUGUGUCAUCUGUGUCAUCUGUUACGUCUACAAGAUCAGCUAAUAUGCCUAUACGAAAGAAGUCGGCGGGGCAUCGGUUGAUGCGUACCCUUGGAUUUGGAAACAGUAGUCAGGGAUCAAAUGAACAACCACCGCCCGAGAUUCCUAAAUCUGCGAAACGCAGUAACAACAAAAAAGAAACAAAGAAAAAUAUUACUGAAGAUCAUUAUAUUAUCCUUGAUGAUGGAAACGAUAAUAUUAGUAUUGAUGAAAAGACAUUACUACAACAGGAGCUACCAGUCAAUCAAGAAAAUAAUGUCCCGAUUAAACUAUUGAAUAAUGCACUUGAAUCAUCCAUUGUUACUCCUCCACCGUUGACUCCACUUACUCCUACUUUUAUACUUAAUGCUAAUGGGGAACCAGUUGCUGAAGAAACUAAGUCUAAAAACAAUAAUAUUAAUGAUGCUAUUACAUCAUUAUCGUCAUCCGAAAAUAAUAGUGCCAGCAAUAAUAAUUUGAUGGUAGCAUCUCUUAAUAAUCAAGAACAACAAUCGAUUCCUAUUACAUUAGCAACAGCUCAACACGCACGCAUUUCAAUGAUCUCUAACUCUGAUUCGUUGUCGUCCGAUGGAAGUAAUCGAAUGUCCACUGUUUCAAACGACACCGUGAUCACUACCGAUACUUCAGUCUCAACUACUUCGUCUGAUGACCAAGAUGUGUCGUUGUCAUCUAAUCCAAAUGUUGAAAAUCAACAAGAAUCAGAGAGGUCUGACAACAGUAACACUGCGGAAAUUUCGUACAGUUUGUCACCUGAACCAACGAUUAGUGGUGAUAACGAUGAUGAUAUUGAUGAAUUGCAAAAGCAGGAGCAAGAUAAAGAACAAGUUGUUUUUGUUGAUGCUACUGAAUCAGAAACUAUGGAAACCAAAAAUCAUGAGAGUGAAGAGAAUGUUAUUGUCAUUAGUGAUGAUGAGAGCAAAAAACAAGAAAAUAAUGUCCAAGAUAAUGGUAAUAAUCUAAAGACUGUAGAGAUUGUUGUUUCUGAAGCAACUAAUGACAAUAAUACAUUAAACAAUGUUAUUAUUAUUGAGCCAAUCGAGCAUUCACAAAAUCUUUCAUUCACAGAUGAUACAUCAACAACAAUAAAUGGUUCUAAAGACCAACAACGACCGUCAAUCACGAUCUUUAGAGAAGGCGACGAAAACUAUGAAGCACAAGAUUCUUUGGAACCAACCAAAGAAGAAAAACCAAGACUCUUAGUGACCGCAGAUCUUUUAGUCGCGGCCGAUUUGUCAGAGGAUGACGACGAUUUAUUUGUUGAAGAUGAAUUUGGUUCUGAGUCUGUAAUAACAACAACUACAGAUAUUGUUGUUCUUGAUCAAGAGCAUCAUGUUAUAAUUGCAAAAGAAGAAAAAUUAAUGACUGAGACUUCGUCAUUGGAAGAUGAAGAUAACGUAAAGGAACAACAAGAAGUAUUGUCAGAAAAUAUUAUUAUCACUGAAGAGUCAAUGGAAUCAACAAAAACUGACCAAGAAACUGUCAAUGAAUCUGAGAUAACAUCCACAUCAUUAGCUAUUUCGGAGUCGACAUUAUCGUCUGAAAAUAAUGAUGGAAUAAAAAAUAAUGAACAAUCUUCCGUCCAAAAUCAUAUUGAAGAUGAUUACUUAUUAACAGAACUAAUUGCUGAUGAAUACGAUACCUUGGAGAAACCGUCGUUACAGAUAACAAAAGAUCUACCGCCUCUUUCAAAAGAUCAAAAUACUGACGAUGACGAUGAGAAUGAAAAACAAUUAACUACUACUAAUUCCUCCACAACAACCAGUUCUACAACUUCUACUUUUGAACCUACAAUACAAUCAUCAUCAUCCGAUCCAAACAUAUUAACGCCCCAAAUUUUUGAAGACCCGAAAUUACAAACUUUCACGGAGGAAUUAGCAGGUGUGACACUCGCCGAGGAAUUAUUACGUGUAGCACUUGCGGAAGAGUUUAAUAAUAAACCUGUUACCAUAACACCACCAUCAUCCAUAAUAAUAUCUGGGGAAAAGGUCACCACCAAUAAUAGAUUUUCGGAAAUAACUAGCAGUAGCAGCGGUAGAUCUUAUGUGAAUGUGAAUGAAGAAGUCAAAAAAUUGGCAAGUGUAAUUGCUGAAGUUAAGCAAUCGGCAACAUUGAUUGCUGCACAAGUCAAACCGGUGCAACAACAACAGCAGCACCCUCCAUUACCACCUCCGACUUCAAAACCGUUGCCUAUACAGCAACAAAGGGACCGUGUUAAACCAACUCCGAAUUUGAUUGCAGGUCAAAAUAUGAAAUUGAGACCAUUGACGCUUUUGGAAGAACUGGAAAAAGAUUCUUAUUUAUCAUCAUCAUCACGUAAUUCUUCAAAUAGCAGCAACAGCAAUAAUUUACCAUCACCACCAAUCUCGACAGAAAUUUCUCCUGCUUCAACUCCUGAACCUUCCCAAAAUAAUUCAUCAUCAUUAGAUCUUCCUCCACUUCCAGAUUCACCGGUUACGGCGGCAAUGACCACAGAAUCUUCCGCCGGAUCUUCUACGCCAACUUCAUCAAAGAAAAAGCGCCAUUCACCGGGAACCUCGCAAUCUUUUCAAGCUCCACUGCUGCCGCCGCAAACUUCAAAAUGGCACACACGAUCUAUUUCUUCAGAAUCUCAACAAAAAGGUGGGGGAACAUUACGUAAAAGACGCCCUUCAAAAAUUGUUUUACCUUCACAAUUAACUCCUCCUACACUCUCAGUUCCACUAUCAAAAUCCGCCCCAACUACACCAUCAUAUCGUGUUUCUGCACGUAAUCAUAUUCCUCCACCGUUACCUUUACCACCACUUUCUGCUCGUUUGAGUCCUCCACCGUUGCCAUUACCCUCAACUUCACCAAAUGGCGGCGGAGAAUCUAAAAUUCCACUUCCUUCAUCAUCUAAUUCGAAUUCACGAAAAAAUUCUCAAACCCUAAAAUCUCCAUUGAAUUCACCUCCUGCUACCACAAUUCCAGGCCCAUUUUCUUCUACGCAUACGAGACCAGCUACCCCAGCAAAGAUCAAUUCGGGUUCAACAUCAAUGACAAGAAAUCCACCACCGCUUCCACUUCCUCCUGCUUCUUCGCGAAUAACACCAAGUCCUUAUGUUCUCUCGCAGCAGACUCCACGUGUUAACCCUCCACCACUGCCUUUACCUCCUGCAUCUGCAUCGCCAUUCUUUGCAAAAUUAAAGAAUUACAAGGCAAAACAAGAGGUUCAAGAACAAAGGGAACAAAGGAAGAAAUUUUUGCAAUUCUUACCUCAAGAAGCUCAAAUGCAACAGGAACGAGAACGACUUGAACAGCAAUCAUCGCAACAACAAGAACAAAAGGAAGAAAAAUCUCAAGAGACAUCAUCAUCAACAGAAAUAGCACAAGAACAAUCAAAAUCCGAGUCCAAGGUUACUGAAGAAUCAGCUGCUGCUACAAAAGUAGAUGAGACAACAAGACCAACAACGCCAAGGACUCCAAGAACUUCAUCAUUAAAGAAUUUUGAACAAAUGAUAUUCCCAUCAUUAUCAUCAUUCAAAUCUUAUGUUGCUACUUCUGAUGCUUCUGGAUCAAGUUCUCAAAAUCCAGAAAUAUGUGAAAAUGUUCAAGAACAAAAAAGAUCACUGUCUCGAUACACUCGAGCACGCGCAAAAUCGUUGGCUGAUGGAUUUUCAAAGAGACAAGUUCCCUCACUAUCCAAUAAUAAUUCACCACUUCCUGAUCAUCCUCGAUCACUUUUAAUGAAAAUGACUGAUGGUACCAAUAGCGGAAAUCGCGAGAUGCGAAGACGUGGAAGUGCAGCGUGGAUAACGAGACCAAGUACUAAUGGUGUUGCUGAUGCAAAUAGUGGAAUACCUGUUUUUUUGGCACUUGCAAAGAAUAACGGACCAUCAUCUUUCAUAAAACUACUAAAGAGCGUUCGUUUCGAGAUCCUUCGAUAUUGUGUAGCAAAUCGUUGA
Messenger RNA from Ambispora gerdemannii, 6969 nucleotides. The record is from the annotation of a GenBank genome assembly. NCBI's taxonomy places the organism in Eukaryota, Fungi, Glomeromycota, Glomeromycetes, Archaeosporales, Ambisporaceae.